Messenger RNA from Condylostylus longicornis, 624 nucleotides. Its product is annotated as RRP15-like protein. The transcript has 2 exons. Gene Ontology annotation, biological process: maturation of 5.8S rRNA; maturation of LSU-rRNA. NCBI's taxonomy places the organism in Eukaryota, Metazoa, Arthropoda, Insecta, Diptera, Dolichopodidae. Gene Ontology annotation, cellular component: preribosome, large subunit precursor. The record is from RefSeq and is a predicted model, not a curated record. Bases 115 to 570 code for a protein of 151 amino acids.
AGCAACCCUACUUCAAGCAGAAUAUAAUAUUUUAUACCUGGCUGUAUUAUGCUAAGUUUUUUAUUUACAUGAAAAUUGAAAAUUAACCUAUUUUAAAAUAAAAUAAAAAAAAGAAUGGCAGUAACAAAAGAAAUGGAGUCUUCACAAGAUUGGAAUUUCGGUUGGACAGAUUGCAUAAAUAAAGAAUUAGCAAAUGACAAAUUUAAGAAGACUUUGACUAGAAAACGAAAAAUUGAAUGCAACUCCAGUAUUGAAGAAGAAUUCAAGGAGAAGAAGGCCAAUGUUGUGAAAACAGAAUCAAAGUGUAAAAGCAUGGAGGCAAGCCAUCGUGGACUAAGAAUAAAACCGUCAGUCCAAGACCUAAGCACGCAAAAGGUUUUGAAAAAAAUUGCUACUAAGGGUGUAGUGCAUUUUUUUAAUGCUGUUAAGUCCCAACAGAAAAUGGUGGAGGCUAAAAUGGAAAACGAACGAACAUUUGCGCAAAGGGAAGAUUUUAAGUUAAAAAAUAUUGACAAAACCAAAUUUUUAGAUAUUUUAUUAGGAACACCAAAAUCAGAAUUAGUUCGAUAAUUUCUAUAUAUGUAUAUCUCUUUUAUGUAUGAAUUUUUAAUAAAAAUGAUUGUU